This is a messenger RNA of Xyrauchen texanus (razorback sucker), 3924 nucleotides long. It is a transcript of the gene grna, whose product is annotated as granulin a. The transcript is spliced from 23 exons. Gene Ontology annotation, cellular component: extracellular region. Bases 103 to 3333 code for a protein of 1076 amino acids. The record is from RefSeq and is a predicted model, not a curated record. Lineage: Eukaryota; Metazoa; Chordata; Actinopteri; Cypriniformes; Catostomidae.
GCGCUGUCAAUGUAGGCGGAGUUUAAACAACUACUGUACAUUUAAAAGGCACGCAAAUUUAUUAAUUCCUCAGCUGCACUAAGGAACGUUGCGAGAAGAACGAUGUUGAAACUGACAGUAUGCUUAGCACUGGUGACCCUGGUUGCUUGCUCGCAGUGCCCCAACAGUGAAGUCUGUGAGGCAGGCCAGUCAUGCUGCCAUGCUCCCACCGGAGAGUUCAGCUGCUGCCCUUUUCAUCAUGGAGAGUGUUGUGAGGACCAUCUCCACUGCUGUCCUGAGGGCAUGUUGUGCCAAGUUAUGGAGUCCACUUGUUUGAAUGUCUCACUUUCACUGCCAUGGGCAGAGAGGACACCUACUAAACAGAAAGGCCUUCCCAAAUCGUUCAGAAUGAUCCCCUCGUUACCUGCAAGUGAAAAUGACAUCAUCUGCCCUGACGGUUCCUGCUGUCCAGCUGAGUUCUCCUGUCUGCUGUUGGCUUCAUCAUAUGGGUGCUGUCCAGUGGCACAGGGCAUUGUGUGCUCCGAUGGGAAACACUGCUGUCCAAAGGGCCAUGAGUGCAGUGCAGACAGCAGUUCCUGUGUCAAACACAAAGAACCAGUUGAGACUGUUCUUUGCAGAGAUGGGAAGUCAGAGUGUCCCAUGGACAGCACAUGUUGCAAGACAGCGAUGGAUGAUCAAUGGGCAUGCUGCCCCAUGCCAAGGGCUGUAUGUUGUGACGACAAAGUCCACUGUUGUCCAGAAAACAGUGUCUGUGAUGUCAAAAGCUCCAAAUGCUUGUCCUCAACCAAUCAGGAGCUGCCGAUGUGGGCCAAGUUCCCUGCUCGCCUCAGGGCUAAAUGGGAAGAUCACAAGCUCUCAACAGCUGUAGCUGUUACUCCAGAAAGGAGCACAGAAGAUGAACCCACUACAUACGGACAAAUUACUACUGCCCUCAACCAAAUGACUACACCAUCCAGUGCAUUCUCAGAGAAUUCAAACUUUAAUGUUCCUUGCAAUGACACUGUGGCCUGUCCAGAUAAUACCACAUGCUGUAAGACUAAAGAUGGAGGAUGGGCCUGCUGUCCUCUGCCUGAGGCUGUGUGUUGUGAUGAUUUUAUCCACUGCUGUCCUCAUGGUACAAAAUGUAGUGAUACUGCUGACACAUGUGAGGACCCUUCAGGCUCUGUGCCCUGGUUUGAGAAGGUGUCUGUGCGACCAAUCAGCAGUCAAAAAGUAGUAGCCACACAAGUGCCUUUUGUAUAUUCCAACAAUGAUGUUCCCUGUAAUGACUCUGCAGCCUGUCCAGAUAAAACCACAUGCUGUAAGACUAAAGAAGGAGGAUGGGCCUGCUGCCCUCUGCCAGAGGCUGUAUGUUGCGAUGAUUUCAUCCACUGUUGUCCUAAUGGUAAGAAAUGUAACGUUGCUGCUGGGAAAUGCGAGGACACUUCAUGUUCUGUGCCCUGGUUGGAGCAGAUGCCUAUGCGGCCAAUCAGCAGUCAGAAUAUGACUGAGACACAAAUGACUUCUAUGGAUUCCAACUCUGAUGUUUCCUGUGAUGACACUGCGACCUGUCCAGAUAAUACCACAUGCUGCAAGACUAAAGAUGGAGGAUGGGCCUGUUGUCCUCUGCCAGAGGCUGUCUGUUGUGAUGAUUUCACCCACUGCUGUCCUCAUGGUAAGAAAUGUAAUGUUGCUGCUGGGUCAUGUGAGGACCCUUCAGGCUCUGUGCCCUGGUUUGAGAAGGUGCCUGUGAGACCAAUCAGCAGUCAGAAGGUGGCUGCCACACAAGUGCCUUCUAUGGAUUCAAACUCUAAUGUUCCUUGUGAUGAAACUGCGGCCUGUCCAGAUAAUACCACAUGCUGCAAGACUAAAGAUGGAGGAUGGGCCUGUUGUCCUCUGCCUGAGGCUGUGUGUUGUGAUGAUUUCAUCCACUGCUGUCCUCAUGGUAAAAAAUGUACUGCUGACAUGUGUGAGGACCCUUCAGGCUCUGUGCCCUGGUUUGAGAAGGUGCCCGUACAACCAAUGAGCAGUCAGAAGUUAGCUGACAAACAAGUGCCUUCUAUGGAUUCAAACUCUAAUGUUCCUUGUGAUGAAACUGCGGCCUGUCCAGAUAAUACCACAUGCUGCAAGACUAAAGAUGGAGGAUGGGCCUGUUGUCCUCUGCCUGAGGCUGUGUGUUGUGAUGAUUUCAUCCACUGCUGUCCUCAUGGUAAAAAAUGUACUGCUGACAUGUGUGAGGACCCUUCAGGCUCUGUGCCCUGGUUUGAGAAGGUGCCCGUACAACCAAUAAACAGUCAGAAAGCGGCUGACAAACAAGUGCCUUCUAUGGAUUCAGAAUCUAAUGUUCCCUGUGAUGGCAUUGUGGCCUGUCCAGAUGAAACCACAUGCUGUAAGACUAAAGAUGGAAAAUGGAGCUGUUGUCCUUUUCCAGAGGCUGUGUGUUGUAAGGAUAAAUUCCACUGCUGUCCCAAAGGCACCACUUGUGACCUUAUAACAAUCAACUGUAAUAACAGCAGCAUAUCUGUGCCUAUGUCAGUCAUAAUCCCUGACCACAGACAGGAACAGCAAAAGGAAGUGAAAAAUGGAGUGGGUGGAAAGGGAAAUUACAGUGGCAGGGUUCCGUGUGAUGCUCAUACUUCCUGUCCAGAUCACACUACUUGCUGUCUUAAUGCACAAACCAAGAAAUGGGGCUGCUGCCAACUGCCUAAAGCUGUGUGUUGCAACGAUGGGGAACACUGUUGUCCAGCUGACUAUCAGUGUGAUGAGAGCCAGGUGUCCUGCAAAAAGGGAGAUGUGGUGAUUCCUUGGUACAAUAAGAUUGUUGCCCAGAGCACUCCAGCUCCAAGCUCUGAUCUCAGUUCUGUUAGGUGUGAUGCACAGUCAAGCUGCCUUGCAGGCUCAACCUGUUGCCAUCUGUCCACCGGAGAAUGGGGUUGCUGCCCUCUUCCUGAGGCUAUUUGCUGUCCAGACCAGGAACACUGCUGUCCCAAAGGCUACGAAUGUGACUUGCAUGGACAAUCCUGUGUAAAAUCUGUCUGGCUGCAGAUGGACACUGUCCCACUCACCCACAUUGGUGGCCCAAAGCAACAGCCUCACAUCUCAAAAAAGGACAUUCAGUGUGGUGGGAGUUAUAGUUGCCUUGAUGGUGAGACCUGUUGUCCAACCUCUGAGACAUCCUGGGGCUGUUGCCCAUCUCCCAAGGCGGUGUGCUGUGACGAUAAGAAACACUGCUGCCCUGCCGGCUACAAAUGCGGUGAAGGUGGAGUUUGUACCCAAGCCACAGGCUUCAACUGGACCAACUGGAAACACUGGAGGGUGUUCUUCUCCAAAAAGAAACAACCUAUUUUUAUAUGAAAAACCUGAGUCUGUCCCGCACAAAUGUACCCCACAGUCCUAACUGUGUCAGUUUUUUUUAAUGCUACAUUCAUCAGAUUACUAAUCAGAAAAUCAGACAGAUAUUUUACUGCAUAAGAAGAAAUGUAUGAUUUUAUUUACAGGGAAAAGUUGUAUGAGAACUGAAUAAAAGAUGGUUAAGAUCUGUUUCCAGGUUUGCAGGUUACAUUUUUGAGACUUGACAUCAUGCAGUCUUAUGAUUAUGCUAAGAUGCUAUCUAUAAGGAAAUGUUUUAAAUUAACCUCUUCAGGUAAGGCAUCAUGUUUUCUGUGUAACUUCCAUAUUUGCAGGUCAGGUCUCAAUCUUCCUUAUUCCUAUUUCACAAUCGAAGCAACUAAACCUACAACUGAUUUCUGUCAUUUAAUUUUUUAUCGAUCUAGAUGCUUGCUGGUUUUUAACAGUUCCAGUGUUCAGUCCAGUCCAGUGUGAGAGAUGAUUGAAAUAUGAUUCCCAAAUAACAAUGUGGCCCAAACAAAAUCUUGUCAGUUCUUAAAGAAAUUUUAAAUAAAAGAGAAUUGUCUCUGUCUAUAUUUAUUCUCUUUUGUAUCUCCU